Molecule: messenger RNA, 996 nt
Organism: Cryptomeria japonica (Japanese cedar)
Lineage: Eukaryota; Viridiplantae; Streptophyta; Pinopsida; Cupressales; Cupressaceae
Product: F-box/kelch-repeat protein At1g80440
Exons: 1
Coding region: 1-996 (331 amino acids)
Biological process (GO): regulation of phenylpropanoid metabolic process; negative regulation of cytokinin-activated signaling pathway
Molecular function (GO): protein binding
Source: RefSeq, a predicted model, not a curated record
AUGGGAUCUCUGUUUCCUGGUCUUCCAGAUGAAGUUGGGUGGGAAUGCCUUUUGAGGGUGGAGUUGAACUCUCAUCACAACCUCAGGGGUGUCUGUAAAAGAUGGAACGACGUAUUGAAAAACCCCCACUUUUAUCAAGAAAGAAAAAGAUUGAAGAUUUCCGAACAACGGAUUUGUAUGGUGGUCCAGGACACAGAGGGCAUUCGCGACAGAGUAGCGGUAUACGACCUGGAGAAGAACUCGUGCAAAUGUCUACCGCGCAUUCCUGCACAAAUUAAGGGUAUGUGUCACUGCUAUUUCUUGAAACAAAAACUGGUUUUGAUCACGGAUUCGAUUAAAGGCUCUGAAAGAAGUUGUGUGUGGUUGUACGAUUUUGCUUGUUCGAAAUGGCGACAAGGUGCCCAAAUGCCAAGAAGGCUGUAUAGUUUUGCCUCCGCUGCGGAUGAGCAUAGGGGACUGAUUUAUGUUGGUGGAGGGUAUGAAAGGGGUCACCGCCACCAUAGGGCUACAGUUUACAAUGUGGAGGAGGACAAUUGGGAUUUUCUACCCUACAAGAAGACCUCCGGCUCUAUUGGCGCUUUUGCUAAUGGCAAGUUUUAUGUAAUGGGAUCAUCUGGCAUCUUUAAGGUUUUUAAUUCUUACAUGAGAAGCUGGACAGCUCUGGAGAAUAGAGUCAACCGUAGCCAUCACUGUUUCGUAAGUGCAUUUGGGCGCUUUUAUGGCUUGAGUGUUAAUGGAUUGUUUGAAUAUGACUUUAGCCCAGAUAAGCUGAACGUUGUAGGGACUUUUUCAAUGAAGAAUAUGGGCUGGUUCAUUCACUUUGCUGUAGUGUUUAGCAAUAAACUCUUUGUGCGCAAAUUGGAUUCCAAGCUUAACCAAGGUUUUUAUAUGCUUGAACCUCCAAGUGAGACAGGAGGAACAUUUAAGUUGAUUGAAGUUGAGAGACCAUUGGACCUCCAGGGUUCUGCUGUGUGUGCUACUACUCUCGAUCUUUGA